CGAUGGCUACAGAUAUGUUAUACGCCAAAACGCAGCGUAUUGUGCUACUCAUUGAUCUCGACCCGGUUCUUCACCUUCCCGACCCGAACCCGUACCUCUCCGUCGUCUUCUCCGCCGCCGAGAAGCUCCUCUCUCUCCCUCGUCUCUCUUCAUCUCUCUUCUCCUUCAAGCUCUUCUUUUCCUCUCUUUCUCCUCUUCUAUCUUCCUCCAAGCUCUCUUCUCUCUCUCUCGCCUCUUCUCUCUCCUUCGACCUCCCUACCCCUACACUCCCCUCUCUCUCACGCGCCUUCGGCGCCCUCAAACGAUCCAACCUCUGUUCUUCUUCCUCUUCCGCGUCGACGUCUCGUGGGGCUUAUGUCGCGGCAUCGAUGCGUCAGAUCGUGUACGAUUACAAUUGGGAGCUGGUGGUUCGAGAUCCGGUGAUAGGUACGGUCCUAGGGCUUGCUGAUGAUGGGUUUGAUUUCGUCAAGUCGAAUUUGGUCGUGCUUUUUUCACCACUGUCUAGGGAUAUGAAAUGGGUUUCUGAGUUCUUGGAUGUCGGUAUCGAGGAGGAGUGUCUGAGCGAUUUGAAUUCGUUUAAAUCGAAGUUAGGAGGGAUUUUCAACACUGUGAAUGACUUGUUCGUUGGUAGAGAUAUUCACUUAACCUGGGUUGACGUGAAGUGUGAAGUUGAUUCAGUUGAGAGAAGCAACUCUGGAUUGAAAUUAGGGUUUUUAGAGAGCGGGAUUAAGGAAUUGGGUUGGGGAUUUUGUUCUACGGAUUCAAUUGUUCUUUGUUCCUCCGCCAUUCCCUUUGGAUUGAUUUAUCCAGCAAUUGGUGUUUCUCCCAAGGUAUUCAGUUUUGGUGAAUACUGCAGAAAAUUUCGCGUACAGAAGACCAGUCUCGAGAUCAUAGAUGUUAAUGGUAAACCUCUUGAAUGCAAGUGUAGUGAGCUAGAACUAGUUUACUUGAAAACAUCUCAUAGGAAUAGGUCUGAGGAGUUCAUCAGCAAGGCUAACGGACCCAAGGAGUCACUUCAAGCCUCCUUUGUUGAGCAAUUUGGUGAUGGAAUCACCGAAAUUAAUGUCAAAGCAAUGAGGAUCUGUGAUGAUCUUAUGGAACUGGAUAAGUAUACACGUGGUACCUUUGUUGUUCGUGAAGUCCUUGGAGAAUCUGGCCAAGAUCAGGAGGAGAGUGAGUUUUGGGCAGAUCGGGUUCUUCAAAUACUAGCGAGGGAGACCGAUGGGAGAGUAAUAAAAAGACCGUUACCCAUUUGGCAGAUCUUACUAAGUUUUAUCUACAGAGAAGGUUAUUCAGUUUUGGUUUCACUUUCAGACUGCAAUGGCUGUUCAUGGAUGGGAAUCCUCAAGCCCUUCACCUUUUCUUCAGCUUUCAUCUCUGUUUUGGACAAUGGUGUCUCUCCCAUGACUUUAGAGCAGACAACAUGCAGGACAAAAGUCUAUCCUAGCGAACACAAGAGAAAAUCGGACAAAGGUGUUCUGAAUUUACAGGACAUUACUUGGGCUGAGUUCUGUAGGUCAGUGAACAAUUACCCUGACCUUGAGCUGGAAGAUGCUUACUUUUCUAAGUUCAGCAACUCAAAGAAGUUGAAGUUUCUGAAAUGCUGGGUAAAACAGAUUAAGAAAGUUAGUGGUUGUAGCUUGUCUGUAUCUAGCAGUUGCAAGCCAUGCGGAGAGGUAGAAGCAGAUACAAAUGAAGUUGACAACUUGUCUGAAGAGACAGAAAAUUCGGUCCAUUCAUCUGCUUCCAAGGAGGACAUUGCUUCGACCGGACAUUCCAAUUCCCAGACAGCAGAAAAUGAAAGAUCUAAUUUUGCGUCAGAGUCAUCAGAGAGUUUCUUUGGCGGUCUCCCCAAUAAAAUCAAGCAAGGGAUCGAGUCCGAGGAAGUAGACUUGGCCGCUUUGGCAGAGCGAAUUGUCAACUCUUGUAUCUUCUACUUCUCUCGGAGAUGUGAAAAGGAAGAUAACUGCGAAAAUGGAGCUCCCGUGAUGGAAUCCAUGGAAACUGCUUAUGCUACUACAGUCACUGAGGAGCUAACAAAGCUGCUACUGAAAGAGCCGAAGGAUUUAGUCCCCAAACACAAGAAGAAGGAAUCAUCUCCUGACGCAUGUGAACCCAGUUCAGCUGAAACUGCACCAAAAAGCAUUGUUAGAGAAUAUGAGCUGCAGAUUUUUUUCAGAAUGGAGAUCCUAAGAUCAGAGAUAGGUUUGGGAACUGAAGAGUCUAUGAAGCAGAAGUUUGUAAAACAUGUUUGCUUGCUUCUAGAGGCCAUACAGUGCAAACUAGAUGGCGGAUUCUUUGGAGAUUGGAGCCUUGAUAAGUACGUGGACAAGACAAUAAAAGCCAGAUAUCAUCACAUUCUUGGAGAAGUCGUUAAAAACAUUUACACGAAAAUGGAUUUGCUUCUGUUCACCGACGAGGAGCCUCCAGACAGCUUCCUGAACAGCGAGGAAAGCGGCCAAUCGGGUAAAGAAAACAAGCAUGCGGGUGAGAAGACCCACUCGCGGGAAAACACAGCGGAGUGCAGAGAAGCGAGACGGAGAGACGAGGAAGCUAGGAAAUUACUCGGUGUCCGAGAACGGAGGGAGAGAGCUCGGAGAUUCGCCUCGUUCACAAGCUGGAUGCCUGAUCUUCAGAGAGUUUGGGCACCGAAGCAGGCAAAGACAUCGAAAGCGAGAUCGGAACAGAAGCAAAGAGUCUCGAAAAGGAAGAACGGAGACGAAAGAUGGACGGGCUGUGACAGGGUAUGCGAGACACCGGUGACAGGGAGCAAACGGUCUUACUACAACAGAACAAACGACUCCGUUGAGAAAGAGAUCGGAGCUCCGCCUUCUAGUUCUGUUCCAAAGGCUUUGUUUCAGGAUGAACCUUGAAAAUACAUUCCCCCUUUCGACCAUUCGUUACUCCCAAGAAAGCUGCCUACACGAAAUGCGAUCUCAGUUGUGUAUCUGAUUGAUCGAAUAAGAGUUUCUAUUUGCAUAUCAUCA
This is a messenger RNA of Tarenaya hassleriana, 2987 nucleotides long. RefSeq lists its product as uncharacterized. The coding region runs from base 3 to 2873 and encodes 956 amino acids. Lineage: Eukaryota; Viridiplantae; Streptophyta; Magnoliopsida; Brassicales; Cleomaceae. The record is from RefSeq and is a predicted model, not a curated record. Gene Ontology annotation, molecular function: chromatin binding. Gene Ontology annotation, biological process: response to ionizing radiation; regulation of DNA-templated DNA replication initiation; mitotic G2 DNA damage checkpoint signaling. The transcript is spliced from 3 exons. Gene Ontology annotation, cellular component: nucleus.